Messenger RNA from Diospyros lotus (date-plum), 1386 nucleotides. Its product is annotated as vinorine synthase-like. The transcript has a single exon. The record is from RefSeq and is a predicted model, not a curated record. Bases 35 to 1312 code for a protein of 425 amino acids. Lineage: Eukaryota; Viridiplantae; Streptophyta; Magnoliopsida; Ericales; Ebenaceae.
UUCUUCAACGGUGGCGAAGGUUCUCAUAGCUAAAAUGGCGGGAACAACGGUGACGAUGAAGAUGGAGAUCAUUGCCGCAGAGACCGUGAGACCAUCUUCUCGGACGCCCCCUCGCCUUCAAAACCUGAAGCUCUCCCUUCUCGAUCAGAACGCUCCGCCUGUUUACUUCGCUUUCAUCCUUUUCUACGCCGCCGAGCCCGAUUACAUCGACGUCGCCGGAAGAUCCAACCGGCUAAAGGAAUCUCUGUCUGAAACCCUGACUCGCUUCUACCCGGUGGCUGGAAGAAUCAAAGACCACCGCUCCGUCGACUGUAACGACGAGGGGGUCCGUUAUUUGGAAGCUCGAGUGAGCUGCCGUGUCCGGGACGUUCUCUCCAACCCGGAGCACGAGACGGUAAAGCGUUUGAUUCCGGAGGAACCCACGUCGGAGCUGGGCGGCGCGCCUCUGCUACUUGUUCAAGCUAACUUCUUUGCCGGCGGUGGAAUGGCUCUGGGUGUUCUAACUUGGCACAAAAUCGCCGAUGGAACCAGUCUCUGUGCGUUCAUCAAUGCCUGGGCCAGUACUGCUCUGGGAUUUCCCGACACGGCGGUUCCUAAUUUCACGGCUGCCUCCUCCCGCUUCCCGCCGAGAGAUCAACCGCCAGCCACCCUGAGCGAAGUCGUCAAGUUCAAGCAACCGGAAGAAAAGUUUACUGUUAAGAGGUUCGUGUUCGAGGCUUCAAAAAUCGCAGCCCUCAAGGCUAAAGCCGCCGGCACGCGGGUCCAGUCCGUCACGGCUCUUCUUUGGAAAUGCGCCCUGACUGCAGCGAGAUCGCGGCGGCGGAAGCCACUGCCGCGGCCAUCGGCGUUGAUCGGGGCGGUGAACAUCCGGCCAAGGCUUGUGCCGCCGCUGUCGCAAUACUCUUUCGGGAAUGUGCUCGGGCUGCUGCUGGCUCUGGCCGAUGCCGAGGAAACCAAUCAGUUGCGUAGCUUGGUGCGUUGUUUGAGUAAAGGGAUUGAAGAAUCGACCUGUGGCGAUCGGGCCAUGAAGCUAGAGAUGCUGCAGAAGGUGAAGAACGGCGAUGGCGAUACAUACGUUUAUGGGUGUUGGUGUGGGCUGCCGGUGUACGGCGCCGGAGAUUUCGGGUGGGGGAAGCCGAGCUGGGCACAAGUUGGCGUGUUUACGGCGGCGAAUGCGAUUGUGUUGAUGGAUACAAGAGACGGCGACGCCAUUGAAGCCAGGGUGAGCUUGGUUCCUCAGGAGAUGGCUCUGUUCGAGUGUGAUCCGGAGCUGCUAGCAUUUGCCUGCGCCAAACCUAAUCCCACUUGUUAAUGUGAAGAUUAAUUUAAACUAUGGUAAAUAAUAUGAUGUUAUGUAAGCAAAUAAUUUUUGUAAUCUUAUUCAUC